Diachasma alloeum is the source of this 2677-nucleotide messenger RNA. Its product is annotated as glucose dehydrogenase [FAD, quinone]. The coding region runs from base 477 to 2249 and encodes 590 amino acids. The transcript has 11 exons. NCBI's taxonomy places the organism in Eukaryota, Metazoa, Arthropoda, Insecta, Hymenoptera, Braconidae. Gene Ontology annotation, molecular function: ecdysone oxidase activity; flavin adenine dinucleotide binding. The record is from RefSeq and is a predicted model, not a curated record.
UCCCCUCCGCCCCUCGCCGUUCCAUUAUAUCCGCUCGUGGCUACAAAUACUAUUAACCCAUCUCUGUUAAUAUAUGUAACAAUAGUUAUGAUAAUGAGAAAUAAAUAAAAUUCUCAAUGCGUUUCCCGAACUUCACUUCUUUUUACAAUAUUUUAUAUUUUCAUAUAACUGUAAUCAAACGUGUAUAGUUUAAUAAUAUAAUUAAUGUAAAAAAUAUAAUUUCCAUUAGAAAAAUGGUAGGGGAAUUGAGCAGCAAGGGGAAAGGGAACAUGGAACAUAGGAUCUGGAAGAGGGGAGGAAUGUAACUACUGAACCGAUGUCUCGUGUCAUCGGUAGAAAAUACUUUUUGGGGACACUUGAGAGAUUACCUUCCUCUAUCAUGCCGUGCCGCUGCACUAGACCUGUCGACUGGUAAUAUUGAAAAUGCAGAGAACUAGGGAAUGAUCACGAUUCAGUGCUAGAAUGAAGAAAUAGCCAUGGACUCCCUUGCCAAACGCAUCGCCUUCCUGACAUUUCCAGUUCUGACAUUUUUAUUCUCCCGAUUUCUGGAGAUUUCUCAUCACAUGAAUGUUCAUUUCGACUCAAUCGUCAAUGAUGUACCUGAGGAGAAAAUUUAUAAUUUCAUAAUUGUUGGAGCUGGAAGUGCAGGGUCGAUAAUAGCAGCUAAACUGACGGAUGCAGGAGAAAGAGUUCUGCUGGUGGAAGCUGGGGGUCCACCACCUCCAUUUGCUGACAUUCCUGCCUUAUCACCGACGUUACAACGAACCCCUUACGACUGGCAGUUCAGAACUGUUCCUCAGCUCCAUGCCUGCAAGGGCUUGAUAAAUAAUGUGAGUAAUUGGCCUAGAGGAAGAAUCCUAGGAGGCUCUAGUAGACUCAACAGCAUGGCUUAUGUUGAAGGACAUCCAGAAGACUACCGAGAUUGGUUUCCUGAUUAUAAUGAUUUUAAGAUUGAGGAAAUAUUCAUUCCUGCGAAACUCAGGUGGACCUCUGCCCUUGCUGACGCCAUCCUGGAAGGGAUAUCAGAAUUAUCUAGUAAAAAAAAAUAUAAAAAUCGUUUGAAUGAUUUCAAGAGAGUGCCUGUGGUGAUGGCUAAUGGAGCUCGAUGGAGUACUGACAGAUUACUGACGAAGGAGAGACUCGGGAAGGGACUCGAUGUUAUAACCCAUGCACAGGUUGAAAAGAUAAUUUUUGGCUUUAAUGCUGAGGCUCGAGGGAUAUCAUUCAGAAAACACGAUAGGAAAUAUGUUGUGACGGCUGAGGCUGGAAUAAUUGUUAGUGCUGGGGCUGUUGGAACCCCUAAACUGUUGAUGCUGUCUGGAAUUGGACCUAGAAAUCAUCUUGAAGAACUAAAAAUUCAUGUUAUCAACGAUCUACCAGUGGGUGAAAAUUUAAUUGAUCACGUAUUGACAGGAAUUGAUUUAGUCACUCUGAACUCUAGUUUAUCAGUCAGUAUAACUGAACUGUUGAAGCCAACAUCUGCUUUGAGAUAUUUCCUCUUGGGAGAAGGACCGUGGACAUCAACGGGAUUGGAAGUCGUGGGAACUCUCCACACAAGGUCAAUAAAUAAUACAAAUAAUCAUCCAGAUGUUCAGUUGAUGGUGAUGCCCGUGGGGAUAUCCCAAGAUAAUGGCGCACAAUUGAGAAAAUAUAUGGGAAUUUCUGAUGAGGUUUUUGGUGAAUAUUUCUCUCCCCUCGCACACAAAACAGGAAUAACUCUCGCUCCAGUUCUGCUUCAUCCAAAAAGCACUGGCGAGAUAAAACUCAGAAGCAAAAACCCUGAGGAUGACCCUCUGAUAAACCCCAAUUAUUUAUCCCAGGAGGAAGACGUUGCUACGUUGAUAGAUGGUCUAAUGCUCGUCGAGGAAUUGGUGAAUACAAAAUCAAUGAAGACUCUAGGGGCCGAAAUGAACAGGAGAAAGUUUCCAGGCUGUGAGGACUACGAGUUUGGUGGGAGGAAUUAUUGGGAAUGCUACAUUCGUCAUUUAACUCUGACGUCUUAUCAUCCUGCUGGCACUUGCAGCAUUGGAAAAGUUGUUGAUAAGAAUUUCAGGGUCUAUAACACGAGGAAUUUGUACGUCGUGGAUACGUCAGUGAUUCCGAGACUGCCCAGUGCUAACAUCAAUGCAGCAGUUAUGAAGUUAGCUAGCAAGGCUGUGAAACUCCUGAUCGAUUCAAGAAGGAAGAGAUCGAGACAUUUUGAUCACUGUCAUAUUAACGACUUCAUGCGUUUGUUGAGUAAAUGUUGAGAAAGGGUCUACCAUCGCCAAUCUUUAUGAAAAUUCAACUAUAUGUUCAGGAUGGCGGUGGUGUUAUAAUGUCAUGCAGCCAUCAUUUGCUGGAAACAAAAUUCAUCACAGCGACUACAAUUAAUUAAUUCAUUAAUUCUCUUGAUUCACACUUGCGAAUACUAUGUUGCCUCAAUCAAUAAAUCUAAUUUUUUUCAUGGCCUCAUCACCUGCUCUUAUUUCGGCAAUUAAUCUCAUCAACGAUUCACCACUUCUUCAUUAUCGCCUCCUAAUGAUCUUCCCUAUUCUUCUCAUUCUAUUAACCAGAGAAGCAUAGAAUAAAAAGUGUAAGAUAAUUCUCCAGAGGCUAUAUCCUAAUUGAAUCGAGACCCAUCGAGGCCAAUUUAUAUAAAGUAAAUUGUGUGAAUAAAUUCGUCUAGUUAAACUUA